AUGUCAAUACUAAUUCUCUAUGGAAGUGAGACGGGUACCGCUCAAGAUAUCGCCGAGUCGCUUCGACGAGAAGCGCAAAUGAGACAUUUAGCAGCCAGAGUUUUCGAGUUAGAUGAGUAUGAUAUUGGGCAGCUCUUUACCGAGAAUGUUGUUCUCUUUGUUGUUUCCACCACCGGACAAGGAGAAAUGCCGCCGAAUAUGAGAAAAACGUGGAAAUUGCUUCUUCGGAAGUCUCUUGGCUCUGAAUUUUUGAAAAAUGUUAAUACCGCUGUAUUGGGUCUCGGUGAUUCGUCCUAUCAAAAAUACAAUUUUGCUGGAAAAAAAUUGUAUCGUCGAUUGGCUCAAAUGGGUGCUAACAUGAUGUGUGGUGUCAGUUUGGCUGAUGAUCAACACGAAAUAGGUAUCGAUGGAGCAUUUAUUCCAUGGAAACAACGCGUGUGGGAGGAGAUUCAACGGCUUGGAAUUUAUGAAUCGAUGACGGAAGAAAUCGAUCCAAAAGUGAAGAUUCAGACUAAAUAUCGAUUUGUAGAAGCUGGAAAUCCUGAUCAUCGAAAAAACGUCGUAGCAGAAUCAGAUACCGGUUAUCACGCGCUGAAAGUGAAUAGUAAUCGACGUGUGACUUCUGAAAACCACUUUCAAGACACUCGACUUGUCAAUUUCGAAAUUCCGUACGAACUUCAGAGUCAAAUGAAAUAUUCGCCUGGAGACGUUCUUAUGGUCCGCCCGUAUAACCCUGACGAAACGGUUCAAGUUGCAAUCGAAGCAUUAGGAUAUUCGGAUGAGAUUAUGAAUAAGCCAGUGAGAAUUGUAAAGAACGAUCCGUACUCCAAACAGCCCCCUUAUUUUCUUGUCGGAGUCGAAACCACGCUGCGAACAUGCCUCCAGCGGUAUUUCGACCUCCAACAAAUUCCGAAGCGCUCAUUUUUCGAAAUGCUAUCCUAUUACUCGAAUGAUGCAUCGGAAAAAGAGAGGCUGAGAGAGUUGGCAAGUCCAGAAGGUCUGGAUGAUUUGCUGGAUUAUGCGAAUAGGUGUAGAAGGACCACUGCAGAGACGUUCAGAGAUUUUCCGGCCACUUCGAAACACUUAGAACCUGAUUACCUCUUCGAAAUUUUGACUGUUAUUCGACCGAGAGCAUUCAGUAUUGCGUCAGCGCCAAGCGCGAAUUUCGUAGAACUACUAGUAGCAAAAGUGGAAUAUAAAUCAAGAAUGGCUGAUAAACGACGUGGAUUAUGCAGUACAUUUAUUUCAAGACUGAAAGAGGGGGAUGAGGUUUUCUGCAAAAUUCGUGCUGGUACAUUCAAAUUCCCGUUACCCGAAGCACCAGUCAUCUGUAUUGGACCAGGCACCGGAGUGGCGCCAUUCAGAAGUCUUUUUGGACAAAGAAGUCGACUAUCCCCGCACUCCUCUGGUUUACUAUUCUUCGGAUGCCGUGGUGAACACGACGAUUUCUAUUUUUCGGACGAAUGGAACUCGAUGAGUGGUGUUGAAGUGAUCGCUGCGUUCAGUCGAGACUCGGAGAAGAAAGUAUAUGUUCAGCACAAAAUGGGAGAGAGAGCGAGAGAUAUCAAGAAGAUGUUGGAAUCAGGAGCCUCUGUGUUCAUUGCUGGGAGUUCUGGCGACAUGCCGAAGGCGGUUUCUUCGGUUUUAUCGCAGAUUCAAGGAGACGAAUGGACGAAAAAGGCGGAAGAAACUGGGCGGAUUCAAUAUGAGACAUGGUCAUGA
Molecule: messenger RNA, 1722 nt
Organism: Caenorhabditis remanei
Lineage: Eukaryota; Metazoa; Nematoda; Chromadorea; Rhabditida; Rhabditidae
Exons: 7
Coding region: 1-1722 (573 amino acids)
Cellular component (GO): cytosol
Molecular function (GO): FMN binding; NADPH-hemoprotein reductase activity; flavin adenine dinucleotide binding
Source: RefSeq, a predicted model, not a curated record